UACGUACCAUAUGGUACGAGACUCGUUAUGAGCGAUCACGGGACUGACGUAAUAUCGGCAGGCCCCACUACUCGGACCGAAGAUCGGAUCGAGGUUUCAAAGUCCCUGACGAGGAGCAACGGCGCGUCAGUACGUUCUUUUCGUUACCGAAGACAGCGAGGAUGAAGACGUUACUCUCGGCCGUUUUAGUGAUACUGUGCAUCCAGGCUGCGCUCGGCGUAGAUCCUCUCGAGCACAGCAAAGUGGUCUGUUACUGGAACAGUACCGCCUACGAGAGGCAAGGCCCUGCGAAAUUUCAACUCGAGGACACCAGACCCGCUUUGUCCCUCUGCACUCAUCUGAUUUACGGAUACGCUCAUAUCAAUUCAAAUUUUGAAAUCACCCCUGGCUCGCCGAGUUUGGAUACCGGAUCGGGUUACUCUUACUACAGACUCGCCACGCAGCUGAAGCGAUCGUUCCCCGACCUAAAGAUCUAUCUGAGUGUCGGUGGAAACUCCGAUCCUUACGAUGAGGAGCACAAGUACCUCGUAUUGACGGAGACCUCGGAGGGCAGAACGAAGUUCAUCAACUCUGUGAACCGGUUGCUAAAUGACUACGACUUCGACGGAAUUGACCUGGCGUGGCAGUUCCCUCCCGUCAAAGUCAAGAAACAGCGCAGUACUCUCGGCUCCUUCUGGCAUGGUCUCAAGAAACGAUUGGGCUAUGGGAAAUUCCAAGAUGAUAAGGAACAAGAGCAUCGCGACGGUUUCACUAUUCUGGUUCGUGACCUCAAAGCGCAACUCAGGCCGAGAUUUAAGUCUCUGACUGUCACGGUGCUGCCUCAUGUCAACGCAAGCGUGUAUUACGACGCCAGAUUAUUAGCGCCGAACAUCGAAGCCGUACAUCUUUUUGCUUUCGAUCAGAAGACACCGGACCGCAAUCCGAAGGAAGCGGAUUAUCCGGCUCCGAUUUAUGGCAGUUACGGACGUGUUGCGGAUGACAAUGUUAACGCUGCGUCAAGUUAUGGACACGUGGGGGAUGACAAUAUUGAUUCGGCAGCAAGAUAUUGGCUGGAGAAUGGCACUCCUGGCGGUAAAAUUGUUGUCGGUAUCCCCACGUACGCUCGCACGUGGAAACUGACUGCCGAUAGCCAAAUCUCGGGGGUGCCGCCUAUCGUGACUGAUGGUCCGGGUGGUCCUGGACCCAACACCAACGAAGAGGGCUUGCUGUCCUACACGGAGAUGUGCUCCAAGCUGACUGAACAUGCGGCGGGGCGACUGCGACGUGUCGGCGACCCAUCCAAGAAGUAUGGUAGCUACGCGUAUCAGUCGUACAACGCCGACACGGGAGAGCAAGGGAUCUGGGCGGGUUACGAGGACCCGGACACCGCCGGCAAUAAGGCUGCGUUCGUCAAGUCGAAGGGCCUCGGCGGUAUAGCGAUCGUGGAUUUGUCGUUGGACGAUUUCCGAGGAGUUUGCACCGGCGACAAAUAUCCCAUUAUCAGGGCAGCUAAGUACAAGCUGUAGCUGACGUAGAAGCGAAGAAUAUAUUUUGAUGGUCGAGAUUAAAAUUAAAAAAUAAUCCUGUUUGUUUCGCGAAGAUGCCUUGGGUGACUGUUCGUGUACAAAAGUUAUUACAUUCAUAUACGCGUGACCCGCGUUAUCGGGGAUUCUCAAUAAGAUCGGGAGGAUAACUUUUUUGAAGAGAGAA
Molecule: messenger RNA, 1689 nt
Organism: Ooceraea biroi (clonal raider ant)
Lineage: Eukaryota; Metazoa; Arthropoda; Insecta; Hymenoptera; Formicidae
Product: chitinase-like protein Idgf4
Biological process (GO): carbohydrate metabolic process; chitin catabolic process
Cellular component (GO): extracellular region
Molecular function (GO): chitinase activity; chitin binding
Source: RefSeq, a predicted model, not a curated record